This is a messenger RNA of Rattus norvegicus (Norway rat), 1379 nucleotides long. RefSeq lists its product as uncharacterized. The record is from RefSeq and is a predicted model, not a curated record. NCBI's taxonomy places the organism in Eukaryota, Metazoa, Chordata, Mammalia, Rodentia, Muridae.
AUGAGAAAUACCCAGUUUAAUUUAGAUGGAAGAAAAAGAAGAAAAGGGAAAAAAAGAUUCUCAAGGUAGAUCUGCAACAGCGCCAUUGCGAUCCUAGGGAACAUCACCAUCCCUUAGAUUUGCAGAAAGCUGUUUCAUCUACGUGGAAGGGACCAGAUGUUCUUCUCUCCUCCGCAAGGGGGCAUGCAUGUGUCUUUCCACAGGAUGCCGAGUCACCAGUCUGGAUUCCGGACCGCCUCAUCACAUCAUACAAUCCCAGGGCAGAAAAGCAGAAAGUCUCCCCUCAACAACCGUCAGCGAAAGAUGAGAGCGGAGCGUGCCUCAUUCCUGAUGACGCCAGACAGCUCUGAGCAGCGCCUCACUUCUGCUUUCACCAGGCUUCAGCUGCAUGGUCGCUCAUCUACCACGCUGUUGCCAACUUGGGAUCAGCUUCAAGAACUGGUCUCUGCUGCAAGAGAUAGUGUGCUUCCUCUCCGCCUCCCAGUUACUCCCUCCAAUCUUCUCCUGCUAUGCUUUCACUUCUCUUCACCCAGAUGCUGGGAGAGAAUCAUCAUUCCCUGGAACUUCCCUAAGCAAGAAUCAGGCGAAGAAGGAAAAGGAGAGGCUGAUUAAAGAGCUGCAGCUCAUUACCGAGGAGAGAAAUGACCUGAGAGAUCGCCUGAGGUUUCUGACAGAGAGAUCCACUAAAAAUAGGCCACACUUCAGGCCAAAUCCAUAUUAUGAAGACCUGGAGAGAAUAGAGGAGGAGGUCAUGUCAAUUCUGCACAACUUAGAGAUGGAGAACACUGAGAUCCAUGAGACCAACCAUAAGCUGAAGAAGGAGAUGACCUUCUCUAGAAACCUGCUCAGCCAGCUCCUGAUGGAGAACACAUGUAGGAAGAAGUUGGUCCCACGGAAGCAGGGGAGCAGGGAGGGACAUCUUGAGUGUGCACUGAAACAGAAAUAUUUGGUUGACUUCAACAAGAAAGAUAAAGACCAGCAACGUCCAGACCCAGCAUCAUCUGGUCUAAGAAAGUGCAAGAGAGCUGGAAUUGGACACACACCAGUAAGAGAGCUUCCUGAAGAAUAAGUUGCUUUCUCAGGAGUCCCUGAUGACAAACAUCCUGAAUGAAAUCACCACUUAAGAGACACCUUGGGGGACCGCCUUUCAUUUCUGUGCUAGAGGAGAACCAGCAAUACAUCUGUGCUUCUACAUGUUCGUUAAGAAUCUGCUUUUAGAAAUAUUUUUGUUAUGAUUUUAAUUGAAAUUUUCUUUUUGUUGUUUCAUAUUUAUAUGUUCCUGUUACUAUUUUUCACUUUCAAAUAUUUUUAAAUAUUUUUAUUCAUUUUAAUCCUUUUGUGUUAUAAAAUGUAUUUGUUAUGAAUAAAAAUUGAAGUCU